UGAUCGUCGCACGUGAAAGGCGCAAUGCAUCCGAAGACGUAGUGCGAUGUUGGGGCCGAUGAUUCCAGGGCUCUCGACUACUAUACACUGUGGUAAUUUCAAACCGAAAAGGUCAUGUCGCAAUCCUACGCAGAGAGCCUCCUGAGCCCCUCUGGAUCAGCCGACGAUCAGAUACCUGCAUCCUCUACUGCUAUUGAGAUUCCAUCGAAUAGCACGAGUGCAGGUGCGCAGAGGAAGCCUCGAGUCGCCUUGGCCUGCAAGAGAUGCAAGCGGAGAAAGCAACGAUGCGACGGCGCGCGUCCAGUAUGCAGGUCGUGCGAACGAGCUGGCGUAGCUUGUGCAUACGAGAGAACCCUGCGGCCCCAAUACCCUGGUGGCAAGUCGGCGUAGGUCCUUUACCCAAAUGCUUUUUUAAAAAUUUAUGUGUUGGGUAUCUGACUAACUAGUCAGUUAUAU
This is a messenger RNA of Bipolaris sorokiniana ND90Pr, 456 nucleotides long. RefSeq lists its product as uncharacterized. Bases 115 to 390 code for a protein of 91 amino acids. NCBI's taxonomy places the organism in Eukaryota, Fungi, Ascomycota, Dothideomycetes, Pleosporales, Pleosporaceae. Gene Ontology annotation, biological process: positive regulation of transcription by RNA polymerase II. Gene Ontology annotation, molecular function: sequence-specific DNA binding; DNA-binding transcription factor activity, RNA polymerase II-specific; zinc ion binding. The record is from RefSeq and is a predicted model, not a curated record. The transcript is spliced from 2 exons.